Messenger RNA from Rhodamnia argentea, 1454 nucleotides. Its product is annotated as carboxy-terminal domain RNA polymerase II polypeptide A small phosphatase 1-like. The record is from RefSeq and is a predicted model, not a curated record. NCBI's taxonomy places the organism in Eukaryota, Viridiplantae, Streptophyta, Magnoliopsida, Myrtales, Myrtaceae. Bases 178 to 1173 code for a protein of 331 amino acids. The transcript has a single exon. Gene Ontology annotation, molecular function: phosphoprotein phosphatase activity.
GGAGGGGGUCUUGAAAUCUCUUACAAGUGGGACCAUCUGGACACGUGGCAAGCCUUGAGUGGGGUGGUUCACAGCCGACGUGGCGAACCAGGUCUUACCCAAUAUUUUCCUCAGAAAAUCCAGCCUCCCCGUCCGAACCUAAAUCUUCGGACCGUUGCGCCGAACCACCAUUUCGAAAUGAAAUCAAAAUGGCCCCCCAAAAAGCCAAACCAACGCCUCUCAUUUUCCUCACCGUCUCCAAUUCCCAACCACCCCCCAACCCCCCCUCUCUCUCUCUCGUGUCAAGAACCAGAGAUGGUGUCAAGAAUCAUCAGAAGAACACCGACCAAGUCCUUGAAGGACUGCCGCAGCCGCCGCGGCUGCCGCCACCGCAAGAAGUCCCCCGUCAAGAAGGCGGCCGCUGCUGGCUCCUUCAUUGCGACUAUCAACAAGUCCCUCCACUCGUGUCAGCGCCGCCUCGUCAAGAUCUUCUCCAAGUUGGCCCACAUCGGCACUCCGAGCCGCCACAAGGGCUUCAAGGUCCUCAAAAAGGUUGCCGACGAGUCGCCGUCCCUUGCCGGGGCCAGCUUAUGCAGAUCCCUCUCCUUCAAUGUUGAGAAUUACCGGCUCCCACCGCUGGUGUCACCAGCCAAGACGACCGUCUUUCUCGACCUCGAUGAGACGCUGGUCCACUCGCAGACCGACCCACCUCCCGAGAAGGUCGAUUUCGUUGUCCAGCCAUCGAUAAACGGUGAAAGGUUGAAUUUUUACGUGCUUAAGCGCCCCGGGGUGGAUGAAUUCCUGCGCGUGAUGAGCGCAAAGUUCGAACUGGUGAUCUUCACGGCCGGCCUUAAAGAGUACGCCUCACUGGUGCUUGACCGCCUCGACCAGAAAAGGUCGCUGAUAUCACACCGGCUGUACCGGGAUUCGUGCGAGGAAGUGGAUGGGAAGUUCGUGAAGGACUUGUCCAGGAUGGGGAGGGACAUGAAGAGGGUGGUGAUCGUCGACGAUAACCCGAAUGCUUACUUGUUUCAGCCGGAGAACGCAAUCGCUGUCAGCCCGUUUGUCAAUGAUCUCAGCGAUGUGGAGCUCGGGAAGUUGGUUAAGUUCUUUGAAGGCACUGAUGGGUUUGAUGACAUGAGGGAGGCUGUGAAGCAGUACCGAGCUGGAGAAGAUGCGAAGCUGGAAGUGUGAUUCAUUGUGACUACUUCUCUUUUGUUUGUGCAACUGCUGGUAAAUUGGACAGACAGAGGAUUGUUCAACUCCACUCAGAAUCAGAAACAAAGCUUGCAAAAAUUACUUGAAUUUUUUUUGCUGUUUAUUCACUUCGCGCCACAGCGGUUUCUUCUCUAUCCCUGUUCUAUAAAUUACUAUUCUGCAAAGCAAUACAGAUCAUGCGAGGUUCAAUUGUUUUACCGAGCAAUCCUUUUCCUUUUCAUGGUAAUGAAAAGCUCAUACUACGGAGUUUACCACGU